AUGGAUUUAAUUUCGGAUUUCCGAAAGGCUAAAAAGAAAGCAGCAUCAUCUACUGAUGCGAGGAAACGGCGGACCGCUGAUGAACGUCCUGCGGUCCCGACUGUUGACACUAAGGGGAUCGACUCGUUGUUCGCCAGGAAAGUCCCCGGCUCGGGAGGAGCUGCAGUAGAAGCGGGGUCUCAAGUUUUACUUGGGGGUGCCUCAACAGGAGUGGAUGUGAUGGUAAAGGGUGGAAGGGAUGGUAUGAGGGAGGAGGUCACCAUUGCUCGAGUGGGGAUAUGCGAUAAAUGGAUUUACCAGUGUUUAUCUGGGUUGUGUGGCGAUGUUGUUGCUGUUGUUAUUGUUAAUAUUAUUAUUGUUGUUGUUGUUGUUGUUGUUAUUGUUGCUAUUGUUGUUAUUGUUGUCAUUGCUGUUAUUGUUGUUAUUGUUGUUAUUGUUGUUGUUGUUGUUGUUGUUGUUGUUGUUGUUGUUGUUGUUGUUGUUGUUAUUGUUGCUAUUGUUGUUAUUGUUGUCAUUGCUGUUAUUGUUGUUAUUGUUGUUAUUGUUGUUAUUGUUGUUGUUAUUGUUGUUGUUGUUGUUGUUAUUGUUGUUAUUGUUGUUAUUGUUGUUGUUAUUGUUGUUAUUGUUGUUGUUAUUGUUGUUGUUGUUGGUGUUGGUGUUGGUGUUGUUGUUGUUGUUGUUGUUGUUGUUGUUGUUGUUGUUGUUGUUGUUGUUGUUGGCAGGACGGGUAUGUGCCUAGUGGGGACUUCCACAGGGAAUGUUAAAGUAGUUGAUGCGAGUGACGCUGGUCGGCCUUAUCUGACUACUCUAGUUUUGGAUAAUGCUAGUGGGGGUGCUGGCAUGGUCACGGUCUUAGCCUCUAAUAAGGAGGGAUCAAUAUGGAUGAUCGGCAAUGAAAAGUCCCCGGUUCGAUUCUACUCCCCGUCAAGUAGAGGAUGGUUGACUGACCAAAAGGCCGGCAUUAACGCUGCCCUUCACGGCGCUAGCUGUAUUGCUGCUUGCGAAUUCCAACCAAACGCGUGGCUGACAGUUUGGGUGAAUCCAGAGAACGACUUGUGGAUGGAAAUGCCUAAUGGCACUUCUAUCGAUUUCCCUCGAGAAGCCGAAACCGUUUUUGAUAUAAUGUUCCGGAGGGAUGGUAUCAUAUCGGUGGCGACCUCACUCGGCGAGUUCCACUUCGAUGCGGCUACCGGUAUCCUGAAAAUUGCCCGGUCAACCGAUUCAGAAGCUGCCAAUCGGACCUCAUCUGAACCUUAUGAAGUUGUUGCUGCGCAAUUUGACAGGGCGAGCGAAAAGUUGAUCACGUUGAUGGAAGCCAAAACCGGACAGCUGGAAGUUUUCGGGUUCGUUCGGGAGCUCUCGAUGCGUCCUUGGAGGUCAACGAGCCGAAGUGUGGUGUGUGAGUUGCCUAAGGGAGUGGCAACAGAGAAAGUGUUGAAGAAGUUGUGUAAAGAUGCCGCCACUGAGAUUCGAACCUGGGACCUCGGCAGAUGGGAAGGAGUGAUCCUAUGUGGCGGUCAGCAUGGACUGCGUUGUUACAUCUACUCAGCUCGACAGGUCUCCAUCCUUUUCACUUUACCCUCCGAUAAGCCUAUCACCGCCCUUUGUUCUGAUCUCAGCGUUGGUACCAUCUACGCGGGCUAUUAUGAUGGCUCGGUUUUGUCACUCGCCACGAAAUCUAAGGUCUACGACUCCGACGAGCUCAUUCAUGCCCUUCAAGCGAUCGGCAACUACCUCAUCAUAACGACCGAUAGCGGUCGGCGUGUCCAAGUCGACCAACGUUUGCUCAUUGCAAAUGCGGCUCCUAAAGUGGACCUGGCUACUGUAGAUGGUCUCGUUGCGCAAUUCCCUGGGAUAACGGUUCGCCGCUUUGGGUUGGUGGAAUCGCAGAAGUGGACAGUUUUGGCGUGUGAGGGAGGCGAUAUAGUGGCGGCUCGAAUUGUCGAGGACGCUGGGACGGGUUUCGGUCGAUGUUUAGUAGUUGCCAAUGAGGAGGGUGUAGUUGAACUGAUACGAUGUGAAGAUGGUGUGGUUGUUGGUCGAGGAAUACCCGAUGAGGAUCCUAUAUUCGUUUGGGUUACCACUGGUGGACGAAUCUUGCGGUUUUACAGUCAAAUGUCUAGGGUCAGUAUCUCGAUUUUCACUAUUGACGAGGCGAGGGAUGAUGAAGCUGAAGUCGUGCUAGCUCAGCGAGCGUAUCACUCUCGAUUAGAAGUGUUGGAGUCCACCAUGGAGGUCACUUCGAGGCUGCAGGAGCAGAUACGUCAGGGGGCUGUGAUAGAAGCUAGUCAGAGAGCGGCUAGUAGGGCGGUCGCUACUGCUAGCAGUACCUUCGGCCACAUUAGGGAUAAACUGAUGGGGGCGAAGGCAGCUUCUGAAAAUGGUGUUUCGAUGAGAGUUUCGAUGGAGGAUAGUACUUCAGUGGGAUCAACGGCGAAAGAUACGAAAGAUAUUCUUGGGCGUGCGCGGGCGCAGAUCGCAAACAACCAGGAGAAGCUCGCGGGUAUUCAGGCGAAGUCGGCUGAGAUGAGUGAACAAUCUGAAGAGAUGUUGAGGCUGGCGAGAGGCGUGAAUAAGAAACAACAUAAAAAGUGGAUAUUUUUCUGA
Perkinsus marinus ATCC 50983 is the source of this 2607-nucleotide messenger RNA. RefSeq lists its product as hypothetical. The coding region runs from base 1 to 2607 and encodes 868 amino acids. The transcript has 10 exons. The record is from RefSeq and is a predicted model, not a curated record. NCBI's taxonomy places the organism in Eukaryota, Perkinsozoa, Perkinsida, Perkinsidae.